This is a messenger RNA of Penicillium cosmopolitanum, 1272 nucleotides long. Its product is annotated as cellulase family protein. The record is from RefSeq and is a predicted model, not a curated record. Lineage: Eukaryota; Fungi; Ascomycota; Eurotiomycetes; Eurotiales; Aspergillaceae. The coding region runs from base 1 to 1272 and encodes 423 amino acids. The transcript has 2 exons. Gene Ontology annotation, molecular function: hydrolase activity, hydrolyzing O-glycosyl compounds.
AUGGGAGAAUAUGAAACAGAGUCCAACCCGGCAAUCUACGCGAAUCUUGAGUCCAACCAUGUCAAGACUCAGAGCGAGCUCAUGAAGCCAGGAUUGGCCGCUGGUUGGACUCUCGAUCAAGAAUCAGUUCCAUCAAAUUCUAUCGAUAUUCCUACCCGCCCUGUACUGAAGUCUACGGACUCUGUAUACACAGAGCCAACUCGAUUGGACCCCGCUCGGCCAACGUCUGGAGAUGCGAGGACGACCCUGUUCAACUUCACCCCACCUUUCCGCACAAAGGGACGUCAUAUCAUCGAUGCAGCCCAAGUCCCCCUCAGACUCGUCAGUAUCAACUGGUAUGGUGCAAGUGACAUCGACUUUGUUCCGGGUGGGUUGGACGUUCGACAUCGGGAUGAGAUCGCGCAGUUGAUCCGCCGGCUGGGGUUCAACAGUGUCCGACUACCCUACGCUGACGAGAUGGUAAGGGCAAAUCCGGUCAUCGACGAGAGGGUAAUAUCUAAAAACCUAGAUCUUCAUGAUGGGCAACGGUUAGUCCCAGCACGAGCUUUGGAUGUAUUCCGCGCUGUGGUGGAGAGUCUCACCGCAGCUGGCCUCUUGGUUAUAAUCAACAACCACAUCACACAAGCGACAUGGUGCUGUGGCGCUAACCCCUGCGACGCCGGCUGGUCCAACGACUGGCUUUUUGGGAAAAUCUUCUGUCGCGUUUCCCAGAUCCUAGGGGCAGACCUUCGCAACGAGGUGCGUGGGCUUUGGGGAACGAUGCAUUGGGAAGAUUGGGCCAAGGCCGCGGAGCGAGCGAGUGAACGCCUCUUAGCAUGGAACCCUGAGUGGCUUAUGAUCGUCGAAGGAAUCUCCUCGGCGAAUGACUUGACCGGGGUACGGAGAAGACCCGUGCAGCUCAGCGUACCGGACCGGGUGGUAUACUCCGCACAUGUCUAUCAAUGGUCUGGAUGGGGCCAGUUAUAUCCAUAUUCACGCAGGACAUAUGAAGAAUUUGCGGCGGCGAUGCGAGAGAACUGGGGGUACUUGAUAGAGGAGGAUGUAGCGCCGGUGUGGGUAGGGGAGGUUGGCACACCUGAUGAACCCACGGACGGAGACGUGAACUAUUGGACGCAUUUAGUGGAAUAUUUGGAAGAGGUUGGAGCGGGCUGGGGGUAUUGGGCGUUGAAUGCGCACAAGGCCACGGGGGAAGGAGAGUUAUGGCUUGGUGGACUCGCAGUGGGACUGGCCCUCGGUUCGCUGGGCACAUCCCGCAUGGUCGUUGGUCAAUAG